ACAAAUCGACAUGAACAUGCAGAGCGAUCUUAUGGCUGCAUUUGAAGAGACACUGUAGGCAACGGCCACGGCGGCUGUAUCGUACCACUCCAUGCACGCGGGGGGUAUAUACACCGCCAUUCCACACAACAUUAUACACAACCUUGAACACAACCUUACACACAACCUUCAGCACAUUGUACACAGCAUCAGUCAGCCCCUCACCGACAGUCCGCCCACCACCAGCAGCAGUCAGCUCCCAAUCGAUAGCAGUCAGCUCCCCAUCGAUAGCAGUCAGCUCCCAACAGGUAGCAGUCAGCUCCCAACCGGUAGCAGUCCGCCCACCACCAGCAGCAGCAGUCAGCCCCAACCCAGCAGCAGCACAGUACACCAGAGUAGCAGCCUCAAACGCAAAAGCAGCAGCCAAGACGACAGCAGCAGCAAAGCUAAAGAUAAAGACAAGAGCCUAGACAAAGAGCAGGAGAAUGAGCAGGAUAAUCAGCUGGAGAAUGAGCAGGAUAAUCAGCUGGAGAAUGAGCAGGAUAAUGAGCUGGAGAAUGUGCAAGAGCUGGACAAUAUGCAAGAGCAAGAGCAAGAACUGGAGAAUAUGCAUGAGCAAGAGCUGGAGAAUGUGCAAGAGCAAGAGCAGGAAAAAGAGCCGGAGGAAGAACCGGAGAUAGAGAUAGAGAAGGAUAAGAAAAAAGUAAAAGGGAAAAUGAAAGGGAAAGAGAAAGGAAAAGGUCAAAUCACCAGCAAAGAUAAAGAUCACAACUCCAGCAAAGAUAAAGAUCACAACGCUAGCAAAGAUAAAGAUUCUAGCGGUAGCAAAGAUAAAGAUCACAACGCCAACAAAGAUAAAGAUCCGAGCGGCAGCCAAGCUAAAAUUCCUAGCAGCAGCAAAGGCAAACAUCUUAGCAGCAGCAAAAGUAAAGAUCUCAGCACCAGUAAAGAUCACAGCAGCGGCAAAGAGAAAGAUCUUAGCAGCAACAAAGAUGAAGAGCAAAGCACCAGCAAAGAGAAAGAUCACAUCAGCAGCAGCAAAAGCAAGAGCAGCAGCAGUAAACAUCACACAAGCAGGAGCAGCAGCAAACAUAAAGAUCAAAGCUCCUCCAGCAAAGAUAAAGAUCACAGCAGCAGCAGCAGUAAACAUAAAGAUCAAAGCACUAGCAAAGAUAAAGAUCACAGCAGUGGCAAAGUGAAGGAUCAAAGCACCAGCAAAGAUAAGGAUCAAAGCACCAGCAAAGAUAAAGAUCAAAGGAGUGGCAAAGUGAAGGAUCAAAGCACCAGCAAAGAUAAAGAUCUCAGCACAGGCAAAGUUAAGGAUCAAAGCUCCAGCUCCAGCAAAGAUAAAGAUCACAGCAUCAGCAGCAGCAAACAUAAAGAUCAAAGCACCAGCAAGGAUAAAGAUCACAGCAGUGGCAAAGUUAAAGAUCAAAGCACCGGCAAGGAUAAAGAUCACAGCAGUGGCAAACCCAUAGCCAAACCAUAA
Drosophila busckii is the source of this 1468-nucleotide messenger RNA. RefSeq names its product lisH domain-containing protein C1711.05-like. The transcript has 3 exons. Bases 92 to 1468 code for a protein of 458 amino acids. The record is from RefSeq and is a predicted model, not a curated record. NCBI's taxonomy places the organism in Eukaryota, Metazoa, Arthropoda, Insecta, Diptera, Drosophilidae.